This is a messenger RNA of Condylostylus longicornis, 1381 nucleotides long. RefSeq names its product transcription factor Ouib-like. Bases 100 to 1341 code for a protein of 413 amino acids. Gene Ontology annotation, cellular component: nucleus. The transcript is spliced from 6 exons. NCBI's taxonomy places the organism in Eukaryota, Metazoa, Arthropoda, Insecta, Diptera, Dolichopodidae. Gene Ontology annotation, biological process: regulation of transcription by RNA polymerase II. The record is from RefSeq and is a predicted model, not a curated record. Gene Ontology annotation, molecular function: RNA polymerase II cis-regulatory region sequence-specific DNA binding; DNA-binding transcription factor activity, RNA polymerase II-specific; zinc ion binding.
UUCCUUCACUCUACGACCAUUACGAGAAACAUAAUGUUUUGCUUUUUUUCGAAGGAGUACAAUAAAAUGUUUUAAAGUGACCUAAAGCAAAGAGUUUUAAUGGAGGACGUUAAGAAAUUGUGUAGAAUUUGUUUAAAGAAUAUAUGUGAAAGUUUUGAAUGUAAAUCUGUAUUUGACAAAGAUGAAAAUAACGUUAAAAUUGCAAAAAAAAUAUACGACAUCAGUGGAAUUUUUAUUGAAAAAACAAGUUAUUUACCAGAGCAAAUAUGUAUAAAAUGCGACAAAGUAUUAAAUUUGGCAUAUUUAUUUCGGUUGAAUUGUCUAGAGAGUGAUAUAAAACUUAAAGAAUCUAAAUUUACAACUGACAUUGUUCAAGUACACUUAAUUAAAACCGAAACAAAUUUAGAUCAGCUUUUAGAUGAAGUAGAUAACUUAGAGAACUCUGAAGAUAACAAAGAUUUAUUUGAAUAUCAAGAAUUUUUAUCAACUAAUGAUGACAGUACUGAUCAACCAGAUAAUGGAGAACAUAAACAGGAAGCAGAAGAUGUACUUUCUGAUAUGUCUCAACCACUAAGAAAAAAGAAAAGGCAUAUUGAAUGGAAAGAAGGAAAAAAUCCAUCACCAAGAAGAUUAUGCAAAUUUAAUAAAGCUUGGUUUAAAGAAUACAAUUGGAUUCGCGAAGGAGAAGAUCAAUAUUAUGCGACUUGCACAGUAUGUAAAUGCCAAUUUUCCAUUAGUCAUGGAGGACGAUCAGAUAUUGCAAGACAUGUUAAUACAGAAAAACAUAAACAAAAUAUAGAUCCGUUGUUAGUUAAACAAAAAGUUUUCCGAGGCAAUGGAAUAAAAGUUCCCCAAAAUGUCAACGAAAUCACUUAUACAAUUUGCGAAAUCUGCGGAAAUAAGUAUCCGUCAAAAACUCAUUUGAGAAGACAUCUAAAAUAUCAUUCCGACGUAUUAGAAUAUGAAUGCGAAAUUUGCAAAAAAAAGUUUAGAUUAUCAAUGCAACUAAGAAAACACAUGCGUGUACAUACAGGAGAAAAACCAUAUGAAUGCAAAUUUUGUGGAAAACGUUUUACAGAUUUUAGCUCGAAAUUAAAACAUGAACGCUCUCACACUAAUGAAAGACCUUAUUCCUGUGAUACUUGUGGUAAGACAUUCACAUCAUCAGGAGUUUGCAAAAAACACAAGCGGACACAUACUGGCGAAAAACCACAUCACUGUGAAAUUUGUGACAAAGGUUUUGCUGAGAAAACCCAGUUGAUGACACAUUUCAAAUCAUUUCUCCAUCAGAGUCGAGAAUCUAUUGCAAUGAAAAAUUCAAUUAAAAUAGAAACUGAAUAAUGUCUUUAUUCAUAAUACAUAAUACAUUUUUUUUUCAAUA